Molecule: messenger RNA, 1164 nt
Organism: Aspergillus affinis
Lineage: Eukaryota; Fungi; Ascomycota; Eurotiomycetes; Eurotiales; Aspergillaceae
Exons: 2
Coding region: 1-1164 (387 amino acids)
Biological process (GO): peptidyl-threonine phosphorylation; peptidyl-serine phosphorylation
Molecular function (GO): protein serine/threonine kinase activity; ATP binding
Source: RefSeq, a predicted model, not a curated record
AUGGAUAUCCAACGCCAGUUUCCUGAUGUCCACUGGAUCUGGGGCGGAGGCAUCUCUUUCGUUUACGAGGUCCACCCUCGCAUUGUUGUCAAAGUCCCGAAGUCUGGGGAAUUCGAGAGGGAACAAUUUCAGAAAGAGCUUGAGAUAUAUCAAGUAUUCUUGCAAAAUCCGCCUUGUCCCUCUAUUGUGCAGUGUUUUCUCUCUUCCGGCAGUGGCAUUUUUCUCGAGUACAUGAGAGACAAGUCCCUUUCUUCUAGGAUACAAAACAAUCAUAUUCGGGACCAGCAAACUAUGGUAGUUACUAAAGUUGAGAAGUUGGAACCUCUACUCCUACGAAAAGAAUGGAUGAACGAUCUCGCUCAAGCUGUCGCUUUCUUGGAAUCCCUCAACCUCGCUCAUGGUGAUCUACGACCUGAAAAUGUUCUACUUGACCGCAAUCGACUAAAGCUAUCCGAUUUUGAUUGUACGGCGAAAAUUGGGACAAAUUACGAAGCUUGCAUGGCUCCGUAUGGCAGAAUGCUCAAUAACGAGGAGUCAGACCAAGGAGAAUGUGGAACCCCUGGCUUUCUUGGCCCUCGAACAGAACAGUUCGCCCUUGGUUCCUUAUAUUAUUUGAUAAACUACGGCUUUGAGGUUUAUGGAGAUCGCUGUCUUGCCGAGGAUCCUUACGAACAUGGUCCUAAGGUCGUGGACUUACUACAGAACAUGGAGUUUCCGACAUUAGACGGCAAUCCGCUGAUUGACGAUAUCAUCCACAAAUGUUGGCAUAAUAAAUAUGUCACGGUUUCAGAAUUAGCCGCGCACACGAAAUCACUUUUGAACGAAAGAACUGAUGCAAUGAAAAGUAGCGAAGUGGUAACACUCAAAACAAUAUUCAACGAACGAUGGCAUAUGGCCAUGGGUCGCAUAAUUCAUGGGAUAUUUUAUGGCCUUGGAGCAUGGUGCAGGUCAUUAUUACACAGUUUCCACGGUAAGGCAAUUAUCGCUGAGCGAGCCAGUGGCGACAAUCGUGAUAGUAAGGAUGAAAACUGCUUGGGUGAGGAAUUUAUUUCGAAAAAGGAAUUAUGUCGGGACCUGGAGAAACGUGGACUUCUUCAUGCGCUUUCUUCAGGCGAGCCUGAGCAAAUUGGAUUCACCUUCGAUUGGUAUAGACACAGUAUUUAG